This is a messenger RNA of Helianthus annuus (common sunflower), 1987 nucleotides long. Its product is annotated as GDSL esterase/lipase At1g28590. Lineage: Eukaryota; Viridiplantae; Streptophyta; Magnoliopsida; Asterales; Asteraceae. The record is from RefSeq and is a predicted model, not a curated record. The coding region runs from base 689 to 1591 and encodes 300 amino acids. Gene Ontology annotation, molecular function: hydrolase activity, acting on ester bonds. The transcript has 5 exons.
AGCCAAUGAUAGUAUCCAGUGGCGGAAAUAAACACUAGAGCUAGAAUAAGAUCCAAUGGCGCCUUCUACAACCUGUAGAUUAUUUGCAGGAUUGUUGGUGGUGCUAUGGAGUGGUAGGUUGUAUGCUAAUGGAUGCUUUUCAUCCAUCAUCAGCUUCGGCGACUCUAUUGCUGACACUGGGAACCUGAAACAUCUGGCUUCCGUAUCCGACGUAUUUUUUCCAUGUGUUCCCCCUUACGGCGAAAGUUUCAACCACCAAUCCACCGGCCGCUGCUCCAAUGGCCGUCUCAUCAUUGAUUUCCUAGACAGAGAUUUUUCAUGCAUCAAACAAAACAAUGCCUUAGGCCGAGGAAGUUGGAAUACGACCAUCUAUCGCUAUCCAUUAACUUUCGGGAUCGCGAUAGCACUCCAUCUCAAUAUAGUAUUAAUCCACAACAUCACGAACAAUAGUCAUAUUUGUGUUUUUUACUUUGUCCACGUUACUUUUUCAGUUGUAUACCUUUAAUCCCUCGUAACAAUUAAUAGUUAAUUGCCACAGUUUGAUGAGGUGCCUUUCCAAGUAUAAAAAACGCUAACGUGGAAAUUUUUUCAUCAUACAAUAUGGGAUAUAUUUAUUUAUUUUAAUUGUUCAAAAGCUUACGUGUUUAAAUGAGUUUAUGGUUUUGUAGCGGAGAUACUUGGGUUACCAAUGAUACCACCAUAUUUUGGCAUCAAGGGGAGUGGGAGUGUAGUGGCAUCGAGGCAAGGAAUGAACUAUGCGGUUGCUGGUUCUACAGCAAUAGAUUCAUCGUUCGUUGAAGCCAUAGCGAGUGGAAGUGUUGUGAUUAAUGGGUCGUUAGGAGUUCAGCUAGGAUGGUUUAAACAAUCAUUGCCUUCUCUUUGUGGCAACACCACUUCAGAUUGUAGAGAUUACAUCGGACGUUCUUUGAUACUUAUGGGUGAGAUUGGAGGUAAUGAUUACAAUAUUCCAUUAUCCAAAGGAAAAUCCAUUGAUGACGUCCGAUCAUAUGUUCCUCUUGUUAUUGAUACCAUCAUCUCGACCAUCAAUGAGUUGAUUGAGAUGGGGGCUCAAACUCUAGUCAUUCCAGGAAACUUUCCAAUUGGAUGUUGUCCCUCGUAUUUAACAACAAUUGUGUCUGAAAAGGAAGGGUAUGAUCCCCUUACCGGUUGCCUCACCGAGUUAAAUGAGUUCAGCGAAUAUCAUAAUCAAAUGUUGCAAACAAAAUUAAAUCAGAUUCGAGAGCUAAAUCCUAAUGUCGUCGUCAUCUAUGCGGACUAUUACAAUGCUGCCAUGCAAAUUUACAAUUCUCCGGAUGAAUAUGGAUUCACAAACGGAGCUUUGAAGGCGUGUUGUGGAUGUGGAGGGCCGUAUAAUUACAACGCAUCUGCAAGAUGUGGAGAUGCAUCUACGACCUUGUGUGAUGAACCAGAUAAAUAUGUUAGUUGGGAUGGAGUACACUUAACGGAAGCGGCGUACAAACUGAUUUCCAAGAGUUUAUUUCAAGGUCCAUACACUACACCUGAAUUUUAUUCCUUGUGUCCUAGACCAUCAACAUCACAAGGGACAGUCGGAUUAUCGAGUUCUAUAUAAGCAAUGAAAGCUUGGCUAUAUAUAUAUAAUUCUUCGUAGCCAUAUAGCUAGCAGGCGAAAGAACAUAAUGCCAAAGAAUAGGGCGUGUGGCUAUUAUGUCAAAAGAUAAUAUCCUACUUCUAAUAAACGAUUCCAAUGUAUGUUACUUCUUAUAAACGAUUCCAAUGUAUGUCACAUGUCAACACCAUAUCAUCCAUAAAUCGGGUCAAUAUCACAAAUAGGCAACAUUGCUUAUUUUAAAAUUCAUAUCUUAAUAUUAGCCCUUAAUUCAAAUAUGUUUUUAAGUUGGCCCAUAGUUUUGUUUAGAUUAGAUAAUGCAUGUAAACAGUACGCAACUCCAUGUAUAUCUAAUUUACCUACUUAUUUGCUCAUUACUGUAUUUUCUUUAUUAUUUCA